AUGAUGAGCGACGAGUGUCCAGAAACAAAGGUUGCAGACGCCAUCAGCAAAGCCGUGAUCGACCACCGUGUUAUCGCUCUUGUUGUGAUGUCUACGAUAGCGAGUCUCAUGCUCGAGUUUGCCUACAAGUGUUCCAGUCGCCAACCUUUCUUUGAGAAGCUGAGUCAGAAGCGGAAGUGGGUCAUCAACAGUCAUCUCCAGAGAGCACCGCUUGCUCCACUCCUGCUUGUUGGCUAUGUGCUUGCGAUCUACAUCUUGGCGACUGGGUGCAAUGUCGCGUCCGCUUACAUGCUGACGUCCGCGUUCCUGGCUGCUACCAUGGACUUCCAAGAGUGGGUCCGCUUUUGGCCCCGCGAUCUUCCCUGGGAAUACAUUUGGCACCACAUCGCUGUCAUCGUCUUGGGCAUCCAGUUUUGUGAUCUCGGCUUGAAAUCCACGUGGCAGUGGUGCAUCUUCAUGGCGAAUAUCGGCGUGCAAUGGUGCACCAACUAUGUCUCGAACUUGAUUUUUCUCUCGCCAAGUGUCCGGGUGUGUAAGUGGGCUACCAGAUGCCAGUUCCUCGUCAUCCCCGCCAAGACGUGCAACGUCUGUAUCAUGUGCCACAAGAUCAAGGAAGCAGCGGAGACGGGCACAUGGGGAAUUGCGGCCAUGCUGACCGUAACGUGCUUGGGCUAUACGUACAUCUUCGUCAAGUCGGCCUCAUUCUAUCUCCGCUUUGAUGCACAGAAGUACUUCAGCACCCACCAGGGAGUCUGGAACAGGAGCGCACCGUUGGCGGAGUCCGAAGAGUCCAUAGAGUCUGGUGCCAAGUCUCAGGUUUGA
Molecule: messenger RNA, 822 nt
Organism: Symbiodinium sp. CCMP2456
Lineage: Eukaryota; Dinophyceae; Suessiales; Symbiodiniaceae
Source: the annotation of a GenBank genome assembly